AUGACUGGUGUUUCUACCGAAGCCGAUACAGAUAUGGAAGAAGGAGAAACUUCAUUAGUAGAGAAUUACAAAAAACUAUCAAUAAUAACAAGAGAUACAGAAACAAUUCAUGAUCAGCUUGUUCAAACAGAUUCCCAGAUGUUUCGAUGUCAUCAUCAAAAUUCAACUCUUUUUGAAGAAUUGAAUAAUAAGCAGAGAACAAAUUCAUUAGAAAAAAGUUAUCUUGAUACAAUAUCACUUAAUCAAAAUGUUUUGAGACAAGAUAUCACAAUGCUCAAACAACAAGUUGAAGAUGAAAGUCAAAUAAGAAAAGAUGGACCCGAUGGUACGAUAGUUUGGAAAAUAUUUAAUGUUCGUGAAAAGAUAUAUGAUGCUCAAUCCGAAAGACAAACAAGUAUUUACUCUCCUGCUUUCUACACAUCAGAUAACGGAUAUAAACUAUGCGUUCGGCUUUAUCUUAAUGGUGAUGGUUCAGCACGAGGUUCUCAUAUAUCAAUUUUCCUAGUAAUUCUUCGUGGUCUCUAUGAUGCAUUGUUGAAUUGGCCAUUUUCUUAUCGCGUAUCGUUUUGCCUUUUUGACCAGCGAACCAUGAUUGAAACAAAUGGAACAACACAACCUAAACAUAUUAUUGAUAGCUUUCGACCUGAUACUACUAGUAUAAGUUUUAAACGACCAUGUUCAGCAAUGAAUAUUGCAUCAGGCAUUCCAAAAUUUUUUUCUCUAGCCGAAUUUAAUAAAUCUGCAAAUGAAAAUUUAUACGUUGUAAAUGAUACACUAUUUAUAAAAGCUUUGAUUGAUUUUGAAGGAAUACCUCGAUCAAUGCUUCCUUUUAUUUUCAAUCUGAAUAUUGCUUUGCCUGUACACAUACAGCAACAUCUUAUCUCGGAAGAAAGAAAACGACGCCAAGAACAAAAUAUUAAAUGA
Molecule: messenger RNA, 924 nt
Organism: Rotaria sp. Silwood2
Lineage: Eukaryota; Metazoa; Rotifera; Eurotatoria; Philodinida; Philodinidae
Source: the annotation of a GenBank genome assembly